UAAUCAAGUUUAUUAUAUAAAUCAGUGAGGGAUCAUAUUAGUCACUAUUAUUUGAUGGGAGGUGAUCCAAUUACUAUCCGGUGACCCUAAAAACCCUAAUAAUAGGGUUCUAAAUAAAGAUCAAACUGAUCUCCCAUUUAUACAUCCGAAAUCUCCUCGUUUUUAACUUAUUAUUACCAAACUCAAGAAACAUAUCUCGAAACCGACCUGUCUCACGUAGGAAAGUAAUGAAAGAAACCCUAGAAAUUCGAAAUUCUCCAGCAGCUCCAAUGAUUCUCAUCCUGACUUUCUUUCUUCAAAUUGUCCCAGUGUUUCUAUCUUACCUUAAAGAAAAGAGAGGAUCAUGGAAUGCGAAGGAGAUCGAAUUAAAACAACAAAUAAAAGAACUCUUGAAAGAGGCAGCUCCCUUGUCAAAUCCAUCAACUUUUGCUCAAGCUGCAUUACUUAGAAGGAAGGCAGCAGCAAAGGAGAAGGAACUUCAACAAUGUCAGGAGUUGCAUAAACAGAAGAAUCAUUACGACAUGUGUUUGAAAGCUCUCUCGGUUUUAAAGGUCAUUGCAUAUCCGCUACUCAUUCUAUGGUUUUGGAGAAAUCCUGUAGCUGUUGUCCCUCAGCAACUUGUACAACCUUUAGGGAGGAUAUUUUCUUGGAGAACUCUGGAUCCUGUGAGCAGCCACAUUAUGGUCGGCAUAAUACCCUGGUUAGUGAUAUCUAGCCGUGUCAGCAAGUUUAUUUGUCAGAAGAUCAUCAAGUAGGGGAGUGUAAUUUAUAAGCUGUACCAGUACGUUGCAGCAACAGGACAAAGGUUAAAAAUGCAUCCCCUUGGACUUGGAUUGAAGAUUUGAGGAGAUCAUUUGACUGUUAAAUGUAUAGGAUUGUGUACAACAGUACAAGUCUACAAGACAAAGGGAACAAGACUUUCUCUGUGAAAACUUCCUAUGUGGAUCUCAUUGGCAUAUUUGUACAACUCCGAUCCAAGUGAAAGAUCAUUGUAUAAUCAUCAUUUGUUAAUACUUUAAACAAGAGAAAUUCCAUCUGAUUAAUAUCCUAAUACAAUUAUUUGAACUUCAAAAUGAA
Messenger RNA from Papaver somniferum (opium poppy), 1077 nucleotides. RefSeq lists its product as uncharacterized. NCBI's taxonomy places the organism in Eukaryota, Viridiplantae, Streptophyta, Magnoliopsida, Ranunculales, Papaveraceae. The record is from RefSeq and is a predicted model, not a curated record. Bases 228 to 755 code for a protein of 175 amino acids. Gene Ontology annotation, biological process: tail-anchored membrane protein insertion into ER membrane. The transcript is spliced from 8 exons.